GUCUAUGUAUUACGUUUUAUGAUAUAUGGAAAAAUCGAGGUGUUUGUUUAUGUACAUAUGCUGUCAACACAUUUGUUUAAUUUACUGCUGGUUUGACAUAAAAAAACAUUGAAUAAAAUCUAGCGACUUGGUGAGAAAAUCAUGGAAAAAGAUGAAGACUUGACACAUUCAUACGCGUUAGCACCUUUGACUCAUCAGUACAUGGUAGUGGACGAGAUGGAAGACGAGCACGACCAAUUGGCAGCCGAAAAUACCGACGAUUCAAAUCAUGAUGGGGAAAAAAUGGGGGCUCCACUUCGUGAACAAGAUCGGUUUCUACCUAUCGCAAACGUCGCUAAAAUCAUGAAACGAGCCAUACCAGAGACCGGCAAGGUAACUAACAAAAUAGCCAAAGAUGCCAGGGAAUGUGUACAAGAAUGUGUUUCAGAAUUUAUUAGCUUUAUUACUAGUGAAGCUAGUGAUCGCUGCCAUUUGGAAAAAAGAAAAACAAUUAAUGGAGAAGAUAUACUAGUAGCUAUGAGUACUUUAGGUUUUGAUAACUAUGUAGAACCACUGAAAAUAUAUCUUCAAAAAUAUAGAGAGGCUGCAAAGAGUGAUAAAAAUCUGGGUGGUGAUGUAAUGUAUGAAGAAAUUCAAGAAGAAUCAUACAGUACUGCUGGUACUAGUUUGUUGAAUUCUGAAAAUGGUGAAACUGGAGCAGUGUUGUAUGCAUAUCAGGACAAUGGUAUUCAACAAUUUCAAUUAGGAUAAAAAUUUCUUCAUAAUAAGUGAUAAAAUUCUUGAACUGACUAAAGAAUAUAAUUAUUAGUGUUAAUAAAUUCUUUUUAUUUGAAAUUUAAAUUGACAAAUAUCUGUUUAGGCCUAAUUUGUUGAUAACUGAUUUUGUUUGAUUCUUGGUCAGGGUUUUUGAUCAAAGUCUCAUUAUUUGAAGAUAUUCUGAAUAGUAAUUGUACAAUGAGGUCCAUUUUAAUUAAUAAGAAAUAUCCUUAUUAUUCGAAAUAUCCGAUAUUAUAAAAUAUUUCGUAAGACAGGAAUAUCAAUGUAAAAUCAUUAACUAACUUAUUGUUUCCAUUGUAUUCUCUCAAUUAUUUAAGUGUACUAUAAACCUGUAGUAUUGUUAGCUUUAUUCAUUCAUUAAUUGAUCAUUUCCAAAACAAGAACCGUGAUAUUACAACCAUGAAGAUAACAAACAAUAUUUGAAAAAAUUCUUAUCAUAAUAAUCUACCUCUGUCAGCUAAACAAUAUCUAAUUCUAUUACAUAGAUAUUAGAGAAUAUCCAAGUUCUAAGGUUUUACAAAAUUUUUCUACUUUAUUUUAAAUCAUAAUUUCAAACAAUUCAAUUUGAUAUUGUCCUCUGUAAAUAGUUCAUAGAAAGGUUUGUGCGCUCUGUAGCAACAGUAAUUAUUUUUCCUCUUUUGUAAACAGUUUUCAAAAUUACAAUAUUUCAGCUUAUGAUGCUUCACUUAAAAGGUGACCCAUCACACUCUGUUAACCCUUAUGUAAGUGACAUUUUCAAAUUUAAAGAAAAGUAUGUUUUACACUCUGCCAUUUCCUGAGAGCCCUUAACUAGUUAUAAAUUAUAUAUUUUUUAUUAUUUUGACGCAGUCUACUAUGUACUAUGUUCAGUGGAAACCAAAAUAUAAUUUAAACUCACAAUAGAAUGACAAGGUAUCCAGGUACCUCUGUGUCUUUUAUGACAAUGAAAAAAGUACUUAUAAUUUCGUACAAAACUGAAAACUGGUUUUCUUCAGUUAGUACAAGCUUUUCGUGUUCUUCUUUGCUUGUUGUAGGUCUAGAAGGAAUCGAAAGCCUUAGUUCUUGGCCAAUAUCACAAUGCAGUUUUUGAUCUUUCUUCUAUAUCUUUACCACACAUUAUUGUGAUAUAUGUAUAUGAUAUAUGCUACCAAAUCUACAACAUCAAUGAUUUAUCAAAAAGUGCUAAAGGCCACCGAUUCAUUCUGCAUUGUAUUUUGUUAACAGCUUAUCCAUAUUGUCCACUCCAAUUUAGCCACGAGACCUAAUACAGUGUAUUCUCCAUCAUCUGUUUGUCUAUUUUAGUAAUUUUUUGCAUUACAAGCCCCAAAUAUUUUAUUGACUUUUCAAGGUUUGUAAUGAACAAAGUCCAAAUAUUUUGUAUAGCACCUGCUUUAUCAGCUAACAAACUUUCAGGUAGCGUUAGAUCAUUGUCAAAUCUUCUGAAGCGCAAAAUUUUGAAUCUAUCAUGGAAAAACGCAACCCGAAAUAAUGGUGGGUGACUGGAUUUCCACAGAUCAGUGAAAUACUCUUUAUUAAUCUAUGUAACACACUAAAUAUUAGAAAGCCAAAAAAUGCAUCUAAUUCCUGUUCUGUGAACUGUUUGAAUAUUUUUUGUGCCAGACGCUUGCUAAUAUCAGGGUAAUUUUACAUUAGUUUAUUAUUGUAUGCUUCAGUAAUCUUAGUCCUUUUCCAUUAGUGUCCAUCAAGAUUAUGUCACACAUUUAAUUUGACAAUAUAUUUUGGAAUAUUUCCAUUAGUUGUGGUUUACUGAAAGAAGCAGAUCUGCCCCAUUGAGGAAUAAUGUUUCGACUACUAGUUUGUGUUCUGGGAAGUGUAAUAAGAAUAAUAGAAUAAUAAUUUGCAAUAAGAAUAUUUUCAAACGAUUUCCCUUCAAAACUCGUAUCGGAAUCGUAACAGCCAAUCCGAUCUUUUCAACCAAAAGAAUAUAAUUGUGUUCAUUAUCAGGCAAACUCACCUUCAUCACUGGAAGGUUCUGCUAAUUCUGAAUUUUUGAACAUGUGAUCUUUGUGUAGAAAUACUUGCUCCAAUAUUCAUAUUAACACUCACAAAAUAGAAGUAAGCUCGUAUAUGAACAAAGUGAACGGUGAAGUGGCAAUAUCAAGCAUGAUACUUGAUAAUGGAUAAUAUGUUUCUUGCGCGUCAACAACCAUGUAUUACAUUCCCCCCCUCUCCCGCUUUAAUCGUAAACGUUAUUAGCUUCUUUCCAAUUUAUUUAGCACUUUGUACAAAAACCCAUGGGCUCGACGCUCAUGAUUGGUAUACAAGAAUCAAUUGGAACAAACUUCGGUAAGUGUUAAAAUUUGAAAACAUGUCAUAAAUGAUUUGUUCAUUUGUUGCCGUGUCCCAAACUCAAGAUACUUAAAUUAAUUGAAUAUAAAAUAUGAAUACUAUGAGAGCACUUCUUUGAAACUACACUUUUCACCAUAUAUAGCUUCUUAUGCCCUUUUAUAAGUCUUCCUCAUCAAGUUUUGAGUAAACACAAAUGUAAAUCUAUAUGAAUUUAAAAUAAAUUCCCACACGUCAAUUGUGCAGUUUGUGGUUAAAUCACAAUUUUGAAGCUGGUGGUUCAUUUAUGCAUGGAGCCAAAACAUUUAUCUGGUUUUUGAGGCACAGAUCUUGAAAAUGGCAAUUUGGAACAUGGGUUUGAAGCAUUACGCACCCAUGUGCUUGAUUGGGUGCUCAAUUUGUGUAAUUGGAAAGUAACUAGUAUGGGUAACGUUAAAACAGAUCUUGAUUGUAUACAUUACGUAUAAACUGUAUGAAGGCACCUACAUCGUCACUCUGAUAAAGGUGUAUUAUUUGCCAUUCACAUAAGGGUUAAAAUGAAUUAGAAAUCCAUUGUAACACUUGAGCUUUAUAUCUCUUAAUAGGUUUUAUUGAAAUUUAUACUGUUAUGAUUUUACUUUAGUUAAAAAUUUUCUUCCUGUCUGUAGAUUUUUUUUCAAUACUGUGUAUUAUACGUUUUAGGGAUUGUUUUAGAUGUAAGCAUAAUUUCUAUAAAAAAUAUGAGUAAUUUGUGAAUAAUCUAAUUAUUAGUAAUAUAUAGAAAUGUUCUUCAA
Messenger RNA from Diorhabda sublineata, 3836 nucleotides. RefSeq lists its product as uncharacterized. The record is from RefSeq and is a predicted model, not a curated record. NCBI's taxonomy places the organism in Eukaryota, Metazoa, Arthropoda, Insecta, Coleoptera, Chrysomelidae. The transcript has 5 exons. The coding region runs from base 142 to 750 and encodes 202 amino acids. Gene Ontology annotation, cellular component: CCAAT-binding factor complex; nucleus. Gene Ontology annotation, biological process: regulation of transcription by RNA polymerase II. Gene Ontology annotation, molecular function: protein heterodimerization activity; RNA polymerase II cis-regulatory region sequence-specific DNA binding; DNA-binding transcription activator activity, RNA polymerase II-specific.